AUGAAGGAGUGUCUGUGUAAAAAGGUUACAUUAUUUGUGUCCUUACAUAUAUUAAUAUUUAUUGUGAUAAACUACAAGUGGUGUAGUUUUUGUUUUAUAAUAAAUAGAAAUGGAAUCAUGAAAGAUACAAAUAUAAUAAUAGAUAAUAUGAAAAAGAGGAGGGUGAGAAGAAAAGGGCCUGUAUCUGUAAAUAGUUUUAUAUUAAGAAAUAAUAAAAUAAGGGAAGUAAAAAAGGAAGAAAAAAAUAAUAAGAUAAAUAAUAAAAGAAUAUAUUUGUUUGAUAGAAGUGUUGAUAAAGUAAGUGGUCAUUUUUUACAAGACAGAGGAUUAUUUAUAGAAGCUGAUAAGAAGAUGAAAAUUAUUGAAGAGAUAGAAAAGAUGACAACAUUAGAAUAUAAGAACGUUGAGAAAUAUUUGAAUGUAUUAAGUGAAAAUGAUGUAUAUGAAGAAGUUAUAAAUCAUAAAUUUUAUAUGUAUAAAAAAAAUAAUGAGAAAGAAAAACAUGAUAGGUUAAUAAAAAUACAAGAAUUUUUAAAUCCUUUUAUAAUAAAUAUAAGAAAAAAAAAGGCAAAAGAAAAAGUUGAAUAUUUAAUAGCUUGUAUAAUAAAAGGUGCAAAUAUAGAUGAAGUAAUAACAGAAAUGUUUAAAAGAAAAAUGAUAGAUGUUUAUGUAUUAACAUUUAUAGAUGAUAAAAUUAUUGAAGCACAUACAAAGUUAUUAAAAGAUGAUAAAUUAAAUAAUAAAGAAGAACAAAUGAGUAUAUCUGAAAAAAUAUUAAGAACAUUAAAAGAUCGUAUUAUAUCUCAACAAAAAUUAAAUAAAAAAGGAACCUUUGUAUUUACAAGAUUAUUAUUCUUAUCAUCUACAUUAGAUAUUAAAGAAGAUAGAAAACCUAUGAUUAAAUCUAUGAUUAAUACAAUUGAACAAUUAGAAGAAUUCGAAUUAUAUUUAUUAGAUGCUCUAGAAUAUGCCCAUGAAAAAGAAAAACUACAAAAAUAUAUACCACACAUGGAACUUUUAUUAAAUGCAUGUAAACAAAUUAAUCCUAUAUAUAAUCAAACAUUAAAUAAGCAAAGUGAAAAUAUUGGAUUCUUUCCAGAAAACAUGGAUCCAUCAAAUUUGAAGAAUUUCUAA
Messenger RNA from Plasmodium adleri (nom. inval.), 1134 nucleotides. Its product is annotated as conserved Plasmodium protein, unknown function. NCBI's taxonomy places the organism in Eukaryota, Apicomplexa, Aconoidasida, Haemosporida, Plasmodiidae. The record is from RefSeq and is a predicted model, not a curated record. The coding region runs from base 1 to 1134 and encodes 377 amino acids. The transcript has a single exon.